CAACGCUACUUCUCUCGGCUCAUCAUGUCCUUUCCACUGAAAUUUGACAAAAGCGUGCUGCAGGAGUUCGGUGCUGGCUUCAUGGUCUAUGUGGAGAAACACAAAUUGCUCGAUGUUAUAAGUCGGGCAUUGGCCGAGAUUUCCUUGCAGCCGCCAGAGGAUAUUCGCUAUUGGUUGGGCGCCAAUAUACGACGCAUAGCGCAGGGUAUUUAUGCCAAGGCAUUGGAUGCCUUUUAUCGUGGGGAGCAAGGCGAGGGCUUCCAGUUGCGCAAGAACUUUUAUCAUCGUAUUGUCCUGCAUGGCCGACCCGGUUCGGGGCGUCACAGUUUGGCGCAGGAGCUGAGCAAACGUUGGAAUCUACUCAUAUUGGACGCCGAUGUGCUGGCCUAUCACCACAUCAAUGGCUAUCAGCAGGACGAGUAUGCCAAGCAACUACAAUUGGGAAUAGAACGCGAUUGUGUCUAUACCAGAUCGGAGGCUAUAGGCAACAUUAUACGCAAGCGCCUGUUGCAGGACGAUGCACUGCAUCGAGGUUGGAUAUUGUAUAACUACCCGAAUAACAGUUGCGAGGCACGCGAACUAUUCGAGGGCUUCACAGUGCCGCCCAAUCGGUUUGUGUUCCUGCAGAUCGAUGAGCGCAUGGCGCGCAUGCGUGUUGUCACAAAACCGUACGCGCCAGAUCCCCAAAAUAAUUUCAUCUAUUUGGAUCGUCAGAUGCAACAGUUCCGCAAAAGUGAGCCGGCACUGAAUGCAUAUCUCAGUCAUCGCCGUGAAGUAAUCUACAUUGAUGCAACGCGCUGUUUCGAGGAGGUCAAGUGUCACAUCAUGUCGCAGCUGACAAAGACACCCUAUAUGGUGGGCUAUAAAUUUGGCGACGUAACUGUUUCGGACUGAGUGAAGUGGCAUGCGCUUCGGAGAGACUAAAAUUGUGGAAAUUAUUGUUUAAAUUGUUUUUUUUUUCUCGUUUGCACAGUGGAACAACAGACUUGGAAAACUGCUUCAUUUAAAGAACGCUGUUUAAAAAUCUAAAAUCAUCUAAAAAACAACAAUACGUAAAAUUGGUAAUGGCCAACAUUCUAAAAAAAAAAAAUGUAAAGCAUAAAAAGAAGAGUAUAAAACAUCCAAGAAAUCAAAAUUAAAAAAAUUUAUUAAAAAGAACUACUCCAUUGAAAAAACACACAAUACAAUUUUUGACUGAAAUCUUCAAUAUUUUCUGCUACUAGCAGCUCAAGAAAA
Messenger RNA from Scaptodrosophila lebanonensis, 1236 nucleotides. RefSeq lists its product as uncharacterized. The coding region runs from base 25 to 894 and encodes 289 amino acids. The record is from RefSeq and is a predicted model, not a curated record. NCBI's taxonomy places the organism in Eukaryota, Metazoa, Arthropoda, Insecta, Diptera, Drosophilidae. The transcript has a single exon.